GUGGAGUCCAUGCUUUCAGACUACGACAUCCUAUCUCAGUCUAGCAUCCAGCAACACUCACUGAAGAAGAGGGACCUCGAGCCUGAGACACACGUAGAGAGGCUCUUAAGUUUUUCAGCCCUGCAAAGGCACUUUAAAUUAUACUUAACUGCAACUGCUGAACACUUUUCAGAAAAAUUUCAAGCAUUAAUUGUGGAUGGUGAAGGCAAGGAAAAGGAGUAUCGUGUUCAAUGGCAAGACUUUUUCACCGGACAUGUAGUUGGAGAACAUCAUUCCAAGGUUGUGGCACAUAUUGGGGAUGAAGAUUUUACAGUGAGAAUCAGUACUGAUGGAGAAGAAUACAAUAUCGAGCCACUGUGGAGAUUUGUAGAUAAUGUGCAAGAUGAAAGACUGCUGGUCUAUAGGUCUGAAGAUAUUAAAGAUGUCUCGCGACUGCAGUCCCCCAAAGUGUGUGGUUAUUUAAAGCUGAACGAAGAAGAACUGUUGCCAAAAGGACUGGAAGACAGGAAGCAAAAUGAAGCAGGCAUCCAUCGGAAGAAAAGAACUGUUCCAGAGAACUCCAAAAACACGUGCAAGAUGUUGGUAGUGGCAGAUCAUCGUUUUUUCAAGUACAUGGGCCGUGGGGAAGAGAGUACGACUAUAAACUAUUUGAUUGAAUUGAUAGACAGAGUAGAUGACAUCUACCGAAAUACUUCCUGGGACAAUGGAGCCUUCAAUGGGUAUGGCAUACAGAUAGAGCAGAUCAUCAUCCACAAUGAGCCAAAUCUUGUAAAUCCUGGAGAAAAGCAUUACAAUAUGGCAAAAAGUUACCCAGAUGAUAAGAAAGAUGCUUGGGAUGUGAAAAUGCUGCUAGAGCAAUUUAGCUUUGAUAUUGCUGAGAAAGCAGCUCAUGUGUGCCUUGCCCAUCUCUUCACAUAUCAAGAUUUUGACAUGGGAACGCUUGGAUUGGCUUAUGUUGGCUCUCCCAGACCUAACAGCCAUGGUGGCAUUUGUCCUAAAGCUUAUUAUAGUCAGAUUGCAAAGAAGGACAUCUAUCUGAACAGUGGCUUAACCAGCACCAAGAACUAUGGGAAGACCAUCCUCACCAAGGAAGCUGACCUGGUUACGACGCAUGAGCUUGGACAUAACUUUGGAGCAGAGCAUGAUCCUGAUAGCCUGCCAGAAUGUGCCCCCACUGAAGACCAGGGAGGGAAAUACGUCAUGUAUCCAAUUGCUGUCAGUGGAGAUCAUGAAAAUAACAAGAUGUUCUCAAGCUGCAGCAAAAAAUCCAUCCAUAGGACCAUAGAGAUCAAGGCCCAGGAGUGCUUCAAAGAGCGCAACAACAAAGUGUGUGGCAACUCCAGGGUGGAUGAAGGGGAGGAAUGCGAUCCUGGCCUCUUGUACCAACAGGCUGAUCCCUGCUGCUCUGCAGACUGUAAACUGAAAGAGGGUGCCCAGUGCAGUGAUCGGAACAGUCCCUGCUGUAAAGCUUGCCAGUUUGAAAGUGCACAGAAGAAAUGCCAAGAAGCCAUAAAUGCCACUUGUAAAGGAGAGUCUUUUUGCACUGGGAACAGCAGUGAGUGCCCCCCUCCAGGGAAUGCUCCGGAUGACACCGUCUGUGUGGACAUGGGGAAGUGCAAGGACGGGGAGUGCGUCCCUUUCUGCGAGAGAGAGAAGAACCUACGGUCGUGUGCAUGCAAUGAAACAGAUAAUUCUUGCAAGGUGUGCUGCCGGGACAAGCAGGAUAGGUGUGUUCCCUACGUCGAUGCUAAUGACCAGUUCCUGUUCCUGCGCAAGGGGAAGCCUUGUACCGUGGGCUUCUGCGACACAAAUGGUAAAUGCGAGAAGCAAGUACAGGAUGUGAUUGAACGAUUUUGGGACUUCAUAGACCAACUCAGCAUCAAUACAUUUGGGAAGUUCCUGGCAGAUAAUAUAGUGGGCUCUGUGCUUGUCUUCUCCUUACUUUUUUGGAUACCUCUCAGCAUCCUCGUGCAUUGCGUGGACAAGAAACUGGACAAGCAGUACGAGGAGAACACAAAGUCUCUGUUUUGCCCCAGUAAUGUGGAGAUGCUCAGCAGCCUGGACUCUGCUUCUGUUCGAAUCAUCAAGCCCUUCCCCACCACGCAGUCCACCAGCCGGCACCAGCCGCUGCAGCCCAUCGCAGCUGUGCCUGCUGUCACUGCAGCCCCAAAACAGGACCACCAAAGAAUGGACACCAUUCAGGAGGACCCAAGCACCGACUCUCACAUUGAUGAGGACGGGUUUGAGAAGGACCCUUUCCCAAAUAGCAGCUCGGCUGCCAAAUCUUUUGAGGACUUGACAGACCAUCCUGUCGUUAGGAGUGAGAAAGCUUCGUCCUUUAAACUACAGCGUCAGAACCGGGUGGACAGCAAAGAAACAGAAUGCUAGUGUCUUGCUGCCUUCCACAUGUCUGACUUGUGUCUGCAAAAUGAGUUCAUUUGGAUCUAAAACCAUUUCAUUUAUAUAAAUAUAUGUAUAUAUAUUUUUGUGAGGGAGUGGGAGAAAUAAGGAAGUGACCUACUGCAGAUGCUGGUCAUGUGUAUGACCUUCCUUAAAUUACAUUUAUUAGAGCAUUAUAUCUUUUAAAAAGGAAAAUCCAAACUAGAACUGGCUUGUUUUGAAGCUUUUUGGAUUUUUCUAUUUCCUUGACCUUUAACAUUUCCUUCAACCUGUGGUGCAAAACCGAACGUCCUGCUGGAUAUCGGAUUGUGUAUAUCGGCCUUUUUUAUAAUUUAAUAUUUUGUAGUCUGACAGCACUGAUAGACAAAAUUAAGGGGCUUUUAAAAACAAAGUGAAGACACUGCAGUAUGUUCUGUAUAGAGUAGAUCACUUAGCAGUUUAAGGUACAUGUAAGCAAGAGCCUUAAGAGAUGCCUAGAGAACAGAAUGAC
Molecule: messenger RNA, 2890 nt
Organism: Mesitornis unicolor (brown roatelo)
Lineage: Eukaryota; Metazoa; Chordata; Aves; Mesitornithiformes; Mesitornithidae
Gene: ADAM17
Product: ADAM metallopeptidase domain 17
Exons: 18
Coding region: 10-2388 (792 amino acids)
Biological process (GO): Notch signaling pathway; membrane protein ectodomain proteolysis
Cellular component (GO): plasma membrane
Molecular function (GO): metalloendopeptidase activity
Source: RefSeq, a predicted model, not a curated record